GGGGGGGGACUGCACUGAAAGCCUUGUUACGUAAUCAUGAGCAUGCACGGCUGUUCUGCGCCUGCGAAGUGCACGAGCAGGUGGAGGAGGAGACAUGCGCAGUAGACGCCUCGUCAGCAGCAUCAGGACCAGAAAAAAAAAAAGAUCCUCAGGAGCCCCGCGAUGCGAGAAGAUGGUUGCAUGUAAACACGGAGAGGGACGUGACGGUGUCAUUUCAUCUCCACAUGCAGGAGUGAAGCGGAGUGUUCGUGUAGUGUAGUGCGUGGAAAAAACACGGAAGGAGGAGGACGCAGAUGCGCGUAAAAACCCGAGGCUGUGGCGAUGCGACGUCAAUAACAACACUUGGAUGAAAUGAGUCCCAUGACGACGCGUUAAGCCUCUUCCUAAGCUGCGAGACGAAACAAAACUACAAAAGGGAGACAACAAAAAAAAAGGACUUCGCCAAUGUCACCUUACAUGACGGGCUUUCUGUGUGUCAUGGUCGCCGGUUCCUAGUGGGAUGCACAUCAGUGUUUGGCCGUACUCGCUCUCCGUCGUAAUGGCAGCUCUGUACCAGGGCACCGACGCCUCCUCUCCGGAUAAAUUUCUGGCCUUGAAAGACGUGAGGGAGGUGAAGGAGGAAACGACGCUGGACGAGAAGCUCUUCCUGCUGGCAUGUGAGAAAGGUGACUACUACAUGGUGAAGAAGCUGCUCGAGGAGAACCGACACGGCGAGCUCAACAUCAACUGCGUGGACGUGUUGGGCCGAGACGCCGUCACAAUCACCAUCGAGAACGAGAAUCUGGACAUCCUGCAGCUGCUCCUGGAACAUGGCUGCCAGGCUACAGAUGCCUUGUUGGUUGCCAUAGACUCUGAGGUGGUCGGAGCCGUGGACAUUCUUCUAAACCACAGGCCGAGGCGCUCUUCCAAGCCCUCCAUCGCUAAACUGAUGCAGCGCAUCCAGAACCCGGAGUACUCCACCACCAUGGACGUGGCUCCGGUGAUCCUGGCGGCCCACAGGAACAACUACGAGAUCCUGACCAUGCUGCUCAAACAGGACAUCUCGCUUCCCCGGCCGCACGCCGUCGGCUGCGAGUGCACGCUCUGCAAUGCCAAAAACAAGAAGGACAGCCUCCGACACUCCAGAUUCCGUCUGGACAUCUACCGCUGCCUGGCCAGCCCGUCUCUCAUCAUGCUGACCGAGGAGGACCCCAUACUCAGAGCCUUCGAGCUCAGCACAGACCUCAGGGAGCUCAGCCUCGUGGAGGUAGAGUUCAGGAAUGACUAUGAGGAGCUGGCAAAGCAGUGUAAGAUGUUUGCCAAAGACCUGCUGGCUCAGGCUCGAAACUCUCGAGAGCUAGAAGUGAUUCUGAACCACACAUCCAGCGAGGAUCACAUCAACAAGAGGGGCUUACUGGAAGAGCGCAUGAACCUCAGUCGACUCAAGCUCGCCAUCAAGUACAACCAAAAGGAGUUCGUCGCUCAGUCCAACUGUCAACAGUUCCUCAACACCGUCUGGUUCGGAGAGACGGCCAGCUACCGCCGCAAACACACCUGUCUGAAGAUGGCCACCGUGCUGAGCGUGGCCAUGCUCUGGCCGCUGCUGUCCGUCUGCUACCUUCUGGUGCCGCGCUCCCGCGUGGGCCAGAUCAUCCACACGCCCUUCGUCAAGUUCAUCAUCCACAGCGCGUCCUACUUCACGUUCCUCCUGCUGCUCAACCUGUACUCGCUGGUCUACAACGAGGGCACCAAAAACACCAUGGGCCCUCCGCUGGAGAUGAUAGAUUACCUGCUCAUCCUGUGGAUCAUAGGGAUGGUGUGGUCGGACGUGAAGCGUCUGUGGUACGAGGGGCUGGAAGACUUCCUGGACGAGUCUCGGAACCAGCUGAGCUUUGUGAUGAAUUCCCUUUAUCUGGCGACCUUUGCCCUCAAGAUAGUUGCUAAUAGCAAGUUCAAGAAUGUGAAGGACACAGAGAGGAAGAACUGGGACGCCUUCCACCCCAUCUUGGUGGCUGAGGGUCUGUUCGCCUUUGCCAAUGUGUUGAGUUACCUGCGACUCUUCUUCAUGUACACCACCAGCUCCAUACUGGGGCCUCUACAGAUCUCCAUGGGCCAGAUGCUGCAGGAGUUUGGCAAGUUUUUGGGCCUCUUCCUGCUGGUGUUGUUCUCCUUCACCAUCGGACUCACACAGCUCUACGGAAAGGACCAGAAGGACCCGGACAAGAACCAGACCAAGGACUGCGAGGGCAUUUUCUGCCAGCAGCAGAGCAACGACGCGUUCCACACGUUUAUGGGGACCUGCUACGCCCUGUUCUGGUACAUCUUCUCUCUGGCACAUGUCGCCCUCUUCGUCACCCGCAUCAACUACACAGAAGAGCUGCGCUCCUUUGUGGGGGCCAUGAUCAUAGGCACUUACAACAUUGUGGUUGUAAUAGUGCUGACCAAGCUGCUGGUGGCCAUGCUCCACAAGAGCUUCAGACAAAUCGCUAAUCACGAGGACAAGGAGUGGAAGUUUGCUCGGGCCAAACUGUGGCUAAGCUACUUCGACGACAAGUGCACCCUGCCCCCGCCGUUUAACAUCCUCCCCUCCCCAAAGACUGUGGUCUACCUGGUGACCAGCAUGAGCAAGUGGAUCUGUUCACACACCUCGAAGGGCAAAGUGAAAAGACAAAACAGCCUCAAGGAGUGGAAGAACCUCAAGCAGAAGUGUGAUGAAAACUACCAGAAGAUCAUGUGCUGCCUGGUUCACCGCUACCUGACCUCCACACGGCAGAAGAUGCAGAGCACAGAUCAGGCCACGGUGGAAAAUCUCAACGACCUGCGCCAAGACCUCUCCAAGUUUCGCAACGAGAUGAGGGACCUGCUGGGCUUCCGGACCUCCAAAUAUGCCAUGUUCUACCCGAGGAGCUAAGAAAAGAAACAAAAGAACUAGAUAUCUCCUCCCGUUUUCCCUCUUCUUCUUAACAAAAACCUCUGCUUCUCGUUUAUCUGGGAUGCAGUGAGCAUGUGCAAACAAUCAAACCGAGGCAGAUUUUAGACCUGGAACUACAUUUAAAAAAUAUUUAUUCUCCACCAAAGCCUCCAGACUCAGGCCCCCAUAUGUAUUAUUCAGCUAUUCUACCUGUUUUGUAAAUAAAGAAAGCCAUUGUUUUCAACAGAAAGCCAAAUAAAGACUUGUGAGAAAUACUA
This is a messenger RNA of Labrus mixtus (cuckoo wrasse), 3168 nucleotides long. RefSeq names its product transient receptor potential cation channel, subfamily C, member 1 (gene trpc1). The record is from RefSeq and is a predicted model, not a curated record. Bases 500 to 2890 code for a protein of 796 amino acids. Gene Ontology annotation, cellular component: cation channel complex; membrane. NCBI's taxonomy places the organism in Eukaryota, Metazoa, Chordata, Actinopteri, Labriformes, Labridae. The transcript is spliced from 13 exons. Gene Ontology annotation, biological process: regulation of cytosolic calcium ion concentration; calcium ion transmembrane transport; manganese ion transport. Gene Ontology annotation, molecular function: inositol 1,4,5 trisphosphate binding; protein binding; store-operated calcium channel activity.